Hydra vulgaris (swiftwater hydra) is the source of this 582-nucleotide messenger RNA. RefSeq lists its product as uncharacterized. Lineage: Eukaryota; Metazoa; Cnidaria; Hydrozoa; Anthoathecata; Hydridae. The record is from RefSeq and is a predicted model, not a curated record.
AUGUACUCCAAAUUUGAUCCUACAAAAAAAAAACAAAUAGUUAAACAUAUCAACGUAAUUGCUUCCUCACACACAGGAAAAGUAUACUGCUUUAUUUGCAAAUUGACUGGGUCCAAAAGUAUCACUACUAAUUUUUCAAGUUCUGGUUUUUGCUAUAGGAAACAUGCCUUAGUGCAUGUCAGUGAACAUGAAUCAUCUAAAGGCCAUCUGGAAGCAAUAAUAACUUUGACACAGCGUGGCAAAAAGUCUGGAGGAAUUUACCAUGAGCUAGCAAAGCAGGAAUCUGAAAUAUGUGUGUACUGGAAUCAAAUACUACAACGUGUAAUAAGUACUAUAAAGUUCAUUGCAGAACGAUGGCUAGCUAUUCGAAGUGUUAAUGAAAUUUUUGGAUCACCACACAAUGGGAGUUAUCUAGGAAUUUUAGAACUGCUGAGUGAAUAUGACACUUUUCUUGCUGCAUACGUUAAGAUGCAGCAAAUAAAGGAAGAGACCAUACAUUUCUUAAGCUUUAUAUGGAUGACUGUGAUGCUAAUGCAAAUGUGCCCAAAGAACUUUUUUUUACAAAAUUUUAAAUACAAAUAA